AGGCUGUGGUGAGGUGGUUACGGCGACCUGCGGAGUUUCAGACUCUUCCCGUCAUAGUCUGAAAGUAGUCACUAGGUAGAAUUGCAGUGUGUACCGCGUUUUUGUCAGUUUUUGAGUAUUCGAAGAGAUUCGUGAAGUUUGCUACUUAAUUCCUUCCACGACAUCUAGAUCUACGUAAAACCGCUUUUCUACUUACUUAAUUCCUUCCACGACAUCUAGAUUUACCAUAGUAGUUUGGGUCAGAAUUAAGCGCACUCACAUACCACGUAUUCUUGACCAGCUGUUUUUCACACAUGUCCUUUGCCGAACGACCUCUUCUCGUUUGCCUUUUACUGACGUUGUGCUUGGUGUGAGCUGCUGUUGGCGAGCGAAGGAAACGAUUCUACUGUGGUGCGGAACUCUGACUCUGGAUCAUAAGCAGUUUGCGACUUUUCUUUACGUAGCAGGAACCGCUUUUCUACUUACUUAAUUCCUUCCACGACAUCUAGUUCUACCAGUUGUACACCGCCACUUACAGUUACAAAGGUCACAAGAUGAAUUUCCAGCACGCACAAGCCGCUAUGUCGGCUGCAUCUGGCGGCAAGGGUGAUAAGGAGAAGAUCAGCGGCAGUUUCGAUCCUACAGCUCUUGAGCGUGGUGCCAAAGCCCUGAAGGAGCUAGAUGUUAAGGGUUACCACAUUGCAUUCUUCACUACCAUCCUUGACUUUUUUUUCCAGUUGGAAAAGGGGCAGGGAUGAGCUGAAGCGCGCAAUGUCGCAACCUCUAAAGAUGCCUCGCAAAAUGCCACCAAAGCUUUUGAGCUGACAAAGCUCCAGGAAACUACCAAACAGAAGGAGAUGAACCUUCAAAUGGAGCAGAUGCGUGCCCAACAAGCAGAAAUGGGCUUGCAACGGGCUCAGAAGGAGGGUGAGGAAAGGCGUAAGACAAUUGCGGCGCAAGAGGACCAGGAGAGAAGAACAGCGCAAUACAAAACGCAGUUGGAAAGCGAAUUAUAUCAACGUACUGAAAUUUUUCUUAAGCAUGAGAUCUCCAUAUGGGGUGUUGACACUGAUUUUUCCAUCGGGCGGAUGAUAUUGUGACAUCAACAUUUUCAAUCGUUAUCUUGAUUCGAUUCCCUAGCACCUCUCCCUGUAUUUGAUUUUUCUAGUAGUGUAAAAAAUCGUCCUUAGGACCUUCGCUUGCACAAAUACACAGACAAGCUCGAGGACCAGCAGAAACAAAACGAGGCCUGGCUUCAACAGCAACAUCAGAAUUUCUUGAGGCAAGAGGAGAUUCGUAAGGGCAACGACCGCGAAUUAGAGGAGAUGCGUCGUAGAACGAUGUCCGAGCAAGCAAAGCUAGAUCGCGAGACUAUGCUUCUCAAGGCACAAGCAGAGAGUGAAGCAAGGGCAAAAACGGAAAGAGAAAACGUUGAUGUCAGAAUAAGGGAGAUGCGAGCGCAAGCUGGUACGUGACUAACAAGGUUCUUCGUCACGCUGUUGUUUCGACUAAGUGUCUGAAAAAUUUUCCUGCUGGAUGCGCGACAAGAUUAUCACGCAAGACGCUCAUUCUCCUUUCAAGACAAUACUACCAUCUACUCAGGCGAGGAGCGAAGCACACGGCUGCAGUCUAUCGAAGCAUACUUUGGAGGCUUUAGCGGACUAUUGAGUGAUAAGCAGAAAAUUACGACCCUUGUGACGGGACUUUCCGCGUUGGCACUAGGUGUGUACGCAGCUAGGAAUGUGACAAGAGUUGCAGGAAAUUUGGCGGAGAAGAAUCUUGGGUAAGCACUUGUGAAUCUUAAGUUUUGUUACAGUGAAGACAAAAUUAUUUCCAUCGUCGUUUACCAGCCCACGAAAAAAAGCACUAAUUUUCAACAACUCAACACCUAACACAGCAAACCAUCUCUCGUCCGCGACACUUCUCGAUGGUCGUGGAAAAAGAGCUUCCUCCCUAUGGGUUACUCCGGUGGAGCAGCUACCCAAACAAACGGCAAAAUGCUUGACAAAAUUGUCUUGCAGGAUGAGUUGUCCGAGCGCUUGACCUGGAUGACGAAUUCAUUGGUGAACGCAAAGAAAAAUGGAACUCCCUUCCGACAUAUGCUGUUGCACGGUCCCCCAGGAACCGGUAAGACGCUAUUUGCCCGAACAUUAGCCAAACUUAUGCCUUCGCCUAAUCCAUCUCUUUGAAAGACAUCCUGAAGAGUCUGCUUUUCAAGGGGAAGAGGCUCGUAGGACGCAUCUGGAGAUGGAUUAGGGUGAGUUCUAACAAACGAUCAGGUCUGGACUACGCCAUUAUGAGUGGCGGUGAUGUGGGUCCAUUAGGAAAAGACGCAGUGGAGGAAGUCAACAAGCUGUUUACCUGGGCGAAUAAGUCGAAGAAGGUAUAAUUUUCAUUUUGUUUUCUCCCGUUUGAUCUGUGAAUAUUUUAUUGAAGAACAUUCAAGUCGUGGAUUAUUGAACUUUGUUGUCCUUGUCAAAACAAAUAGGAUCAACACUUCGGUCUUCAGACAAAUAUGAUCACCUCCGGCUUUGUUCACACAAAAAAAUUCUACCGUCCCUGUCUAUGCACUACAUAAAAUCAGGGCAUGGUCCUCUUUAUCGACGAAGCUGAUGCUUUCUUGCGCAAAGGCAGGCAAUCGAGUGAUGGCAUGUCCGAGCACGCCAGAAACGUUCUCAGUACCUUUUUAGCGCACACGGGUACAGAAACAGACAAGUUUGCGGUAGUCUUGGCAACCAAUGUGAAAGAUGUCCUCGACAGAGCCGUGAUGGACCGUGUCGAUGAGCGAUUCUUAUUCCCGCUUCCGGAAUAUGAUCAGCGAUUGGAGAUGGUAUUUACACUGUGAUAUGUGCUAUUUUCGUGAUUGGGAUCAGGAGAUACAACGAUCAACUCUUGUCAUGAAGCAUUUUGAAACUGAAAUUCAACCUGGAUUCUCGUUGGCAAUUUUUACAAAUUCGUUCACGAUCCGAUCAGGCAGCGAAAUUUUGAAAACUUCUCUCUGUUCGAAAAAUACACAGGUGAAAAUGUUUAUGGAUCAGCACAUCCUCUCGCCUACCAAGACCAGCCAAACGAUCGAAGUAGAAGACGCAGUUAAAUCUGAGGAGUAUAUGCAAGAAAUGGCUAAGCGAAUGGACGGCUUUAGUGGUCGUCAGGUGGCCAAAACUAUCCUGGGACUCCAAGCUGCUGUUUUCGGUAGUGGUACAAACAAGUUAACAAAGGGAUUGGCCGACGCGGUGUUGGACUGGAAAAUCGCAAACAUUGGCGAAGAUCAAGACAGCAUUGAUCGGGAAGAAGCCGAACAACUGCGAUUGGAGAGUAAGAAGUUGGGAACCUACUAG
Messenger RNA from Amoebophrya sp. A25, 3317 nucleotides. Lineage: Eukaryota; Dinophyceae; Syndiniales; Amoebophryaceae. The record is from the annotation of a GenBank genome assembly.